GUUUAGGAGCGCGUGGAAAGCCCAUAUUUUACCGGCAGUAUUUGGUCACCUAGCCUGAUGCAAUACGCCAAAGAAGAGGGCAACUCAUUACUUUUAUAAGAAUAUGCCAAAAGAAGAAAAAAAGCAAAACAAUAGCCAAAUUAGGUCUAAAAGCAAUGUUUUAGAAGGCGACGUAGAUUUCGGAAGAUUAACUAUUUAAGUGCCAUUUGAAACGUUCCGCCGUGAAUAAACAACAAUGUCAUGAGACGAGAGGUCAAGGACCACAGAGUACGUGAGUGACGCACUAAAAAGGCGACAAAAACGAGCACAGUAACGUUUCCAAACAGUUUCAGAAGGCGAAUUUCUAGUAUUUAUCUUUGUAUCCACCUUGAACCAAUGCCAAAGGUGAAAAGGAGCAGAAAACCGCCUCCAGAUGGAUGGGAGCUGAUUGAGCCCACACUGGACGAGCUUGACCAGAAAAUGAGGGAAGCUGAGACGGAACCGCACGAAGGAAAGCGGAAGGUCGAGUCCCUGUGGCCGAUAUUCAGGCUCCACCACCAGCGGAGCCGCUACAUUUUCGACCUGUUUUAUAAGCGCAAGGCCAUCAGCAGAGAGUUGUACGAGUACUGUAUCAAGGAAGGCUAUGCGGACAAGAACCUGAUCGCCAAGUGGAAGAAGCAGGGCUAUGAGAACCUGUGCUGCCUGCGCUGCAUCCAGACCCGUGACACCAACUUCGGCACCAACUGCAUCUGCAGGGUCCCCAAGAGCAAGCUGGAAGUGGGCAGGAUUAUCGAAUGCACUCAUUGUGGAUGUAGAGGAUGCUCUGGCUGAAUCUAUGUUUCCAGUGGGACAUCAGGGCUCAUGUUACCCCAACCUUUCUUUCUUUGAAGAAUCCUGGAUUACACUUGUGUUGAUGCCAUUCCAGAUUUUAGAUCUAUGUACACUGUGAUUGCUGACAAACACAUUAAUUUUGUUUGAGGAUGGAUGCUGUCAAUUUACCCCAUUGCUGUGCUUUAUCAUUUUAAAUAAAAAUUUCUUUGUAUAAUCCUUAUUUCAAAAGGAAAUGUUCCUGUUGAAAGUACGUGUAUUUUUAGAGUGCAUGUUCUCAUGUCUACUAAUGGCUCUAGUUCCUAAUUUGUACAGUUGUUUGGAGGAACAAGGUAAACAUUGAGCUUUGUCAUGUCUUGCUGGCUCUUUCAUUUAAGGUUCACUGGCCAGCAGCUACCUUGUAUCAUUGUCAGUUUAAACAGAACUGCAGUGUUAAAGUUCUAAUUUGAUGCAACCUAUUAUGGAUAAAAAAAGCA
This is a messenger RNA of Scleropages formosus (Asian bonytongue), 1283 nucleotides long. RefSeq names its product BUD31 homolog (gene bud31). Bases 376 to 810 code for a protein of 144 amino acids. The transcript has 4 exons. Gene Ontology annotation, cellular component: nucleus; spliceosomal complex. Lineage: Eukaryota; Metazoa; Chordata; Actinopteri; Osteoglossiformes; Osteoglossidae. The record is from RefSeq and is a predicted model, not a curated record. Gene Ontology annotation, biological process: mRNA splicing, via spliceosome.